AUGGUACAUCGCGUCUUAUGCACCUCAAGGUGUCCAAAUUCUGAUCAUCUCAAGAUUUGUACUGCCAAACUCUCACUAGCUCUUAAUUCGAUCCCCGAACGGCAUGCCGUUCUUUUGAACCUCUUCCUCUCCGUUGAUCCAUACUUACGCAGCAGAAUGACUGGCCUAGAAGAUGGCCUAUACUUGCCCCAGUUCAACCUUAACGAGGUUCACAUAUUCACUGUUGAACAUUGA
Molecule: messenger RNA, 234 nt
Organism: Prunus armeniaca (apricot)
Lineage: Eukaryota; Viridiplantae; Streptophyta; Magnoliopsida; Rosales; Rosaceae
Source: the annotation of a GenBank genome assembly